Messenger RNA from Schizophyllum commune H4-8, 1267 nucleotides. RefSeq lists its product as uncharacterized. Lineage: Eukaryota; Fungi; Basidiomycota; Agaricomycetes; Agaricales; Schizophyllaceae. The transcript has 2 exons. The coding region runs from base 86 to 1267 and encodes 393 amino acids. The record is from RefSeq and is a predicted model, not a curated record.
CGCCCACCGACCGACGUUCGCCCCCUCGCUGCCCUCGACUUUUCUCGCCCUCUCCGUCUCACGACAUACCGUUCUCACCUCCACAAUGGUCAAUUCGAACUCAGGACUCAUUCCGACCGGAAACGGUGCGCAUAUACCCACCUCCGGCACCCAAGGCACGACCGGCAGCGUCGCGGGAGGCGCCCCGCACUCCUCCGCUCCGCAGCCCAUCAGCGGAGGCCUCGCGCCAGGCACCCCGCAGCAGCCUACCGGCAGCGGCGGCACAGCGGCGCCUAAUGCGCCCCCGGGCGGCAGCAACGCGCCCCCGCACCCAGCCAGGGGCGGAGGCGGAGGCUACCAACCACCCGCCUUCCAGGUCUCAGGUCUCGCGCUGCCCAUCCCGCAAGACUUCGACUACGACGCCUGGAUGCGCGUGCCCCCCGCUAAUCCAUCGCUGAUGCCAAUCAAAUUGCGCCAUAACGACAAUCGAGCCUCCGAGGCCCACAACGCGGCCAGUAUCCGCCAAACGCUUCUAUAUCAAGAUCCGAUCACCCGCGCCAAUAUUGGUCUCACCGACGUCGGCGCUCCACUCUGGCCGCUUUUCGCGUACACGGAGGAGGAGAUCGACGACCUCGCCGAGGACGCCUACGGCACGAUCGCCCGCGAAUGGCCGAACUACCCCGACUUCCUCCAGGCAGCCCUCAAGAAGCGCAAGGCUCUCGCGAAGCAAGCGGACGAGGCUAAGGCGGCAAUAGAAGCCGCGGAGAAGGACGCCCGCAAGCUCAAACCCGUGCCGAUCAAGAUCGCCCCGAUGAUCUUCAAGUCCACCCCGCAAGCCCAGGUCACCGACGUCGACACUGUUCCCAUCCCCGACAUCAUCAUCUCGCAACUCGCCUGCAAAGUUCCCCUCGACGACACGUUUUUCCUCAACAAGACGCUCCGCCUCCUCGCCGAUCAGACUAAUAUCAAGACCCGCACGCACACGCAGCACGCCACAAAAGACGCCACCUUGAUCGACAUCCCGGCCACCAAACUCGCGCUCCGCCUGCCGGACGAAGCCGACCUGAACCUGGCCCAAUUCGACGAGGCGUCAUUGAAUCGACUCCGCGCAUAUAUCAUUGUUAGCCCCCCGGAAGAAGCCGUGGGCAACGAGACGACUAUCGCCCACCACCUGAGGCCCCACAUCGAGUUCAACCGGUCACUUCGCGAACGCGAAGAACGCUUCCACGUUUGGCGCCCCAUCGAGCGCAUGUUUCUCAACCGCAUCAUAAAAGAAGACAUGUACUAG